This is a messenger RNA of Plasmodium vivax (malaria parasite P. vivax), 2157 nucleotides long. RefSeq lists its product as hypothetical. The transcript is spliced from 24 exons. The record is from RefSeq and is a predicted model, not a curated record. The coding region runs from base 1 to 2157 and encodes 718 amino acids. NCBI's taxonomy places the organism in Eukaryota, Apicomplexa, Aconoidasida, Haemosporida, Plasmodiidae. Gene Ontology annotation, cellular component: motile cilium. Gene Ontology annotation, biological process: cell motility.
AUGAAAAACAAGAACAAACUCAAGCGAUGCUUAGACUACCUUAGGAACAACAGGGAGAGAAUUGCCAAGGACCACGCCAGCCUGCUUCCCUGCAGCAAAGAGAGUGUCCUGCUAACCUACCUGAAGGAGCUCCGGCUUCAGCUUGCAGCGAAAUACGACGCGCACUUCUGCGAGUUCUUCAUCGAUGAAUAUGGGGAGCGUAGGAACAUAUGCUCCUCCAUAAUCCAAGUGUUUUUCCCCUUCGACAAAGGAAACAACUACAAAGAAAUAUGCACCCUGAUCAGGAGCUACUUCACCUUCGAAGUGGUGUUGAAAAAGAAAAUAAAAACGCUGCUGCUUCCCAACGUGGCGCUGGUGUUCGACUGGAAGAUCGCCGACUGCGCGGACUUGUGCACAAUAGUGGUGUCCUCCCUCAGAACAAAGAACUACGAUGCGUACGUUGUGUGCGGCGAGGCCCCCUUCUCCAUUUGCGCGAAGGACGACAAAAAAAACCUCUGCGAAUUUAAUUUCAAAGAUUGGGAGAAGUCCGAGGGGAAGAAGGAAGAUGCAGCGGAAGUAUUAGACAUAAAGGGGAAGAAGGCCAAGUAUUGGAAAGCCAUGAACAUGGGCGUGAGAGCGGCAGGGGAGCGCAAAUUCGAAGACGACGGGCCGAGUGAGGAGAUGGACCUCUACCUUCACAUGUGGAUACUCAUAAAAAAAAGCCUAGAUGUAAAAAAAGAUGUGUUCGUAGAAAUGGGUUCAGGCAAAGAAUACGACGUGGACGACUGCCCCUAUAGGUCCAUAUUUUACCUGUGGAACGAGAAGAACAUUUACGUAAACAUCCGCAGGACGGAGGAAGUCGCCACGUUAGUUUCGGAGCUGCAAAACAAGGAGUACUUCGUUCCGGCCUUCUACAACCAGAUCAGGGCUAAGGCACUGACCCCCAUUGUGGAGAAUCGGCUCUACAGAAUUAGAAAAGACAGGUUUCUUCUGAAGUUCCCGCAAGGCAGCAACACGACGUUUUACAAGAACUGUAAGAGGGACCAGUACGGGGACUUCCUGCAGCACGACGGACUCACCGAGAUGCACACGCACUAUGGGAACAAAUUCUACACCAACGUAGAAUCAAUCUGUUGUCUUUUCAAGCACAGAAGAGACGGGAAAAAGGCCAAACUGUACUUCCCCCAGAAAUUCAAAACCGUUGAAUACUACGACCGUUGUGGAAGCCACUUUUUGAGGGCGCUCAGGGAGAGCAUAGGAUUCUACUCCCACUUCUCCUUUUACCCAAAUAGACCCGACGGACUGGUCCACUACCUAGAGAUAAAGGACUCAAAACUUUUGGAGUAUUUUUCCAACCGGAACGACCAAGUGACGUACCGGUCGCUGUCCCUUUCGCCGAGCGUGGAGACGGCUUACAAGUUGCAGAUGUUCGACGGGAAGGAGUACUACGUGACUAAGAUGACUGUCAAGUAUAAAGACGAGCGCCGGCAGAACGGGCUCAAAAAGAAGACCUUCCUCAUCCCAGAGAGGAAGAUUCUCCUGGCGUACUACAACAACAGCAACGAGAUAAGCAACGCUUUCGAGGUUUACGAAAAGUGCAUUUGGCACAACCCGGACACGGAGGAGGACGAAGAAGUCGUGACGUACAGAAGGAAUCACAUCUACAAGCACUUCGUGAAUCGCGGGGACCCCCUUCAGAAGGAGAGCUUAUAUCUGCUGAAGGAAGAACGAAGCCUCUUUGAGGACAUCCAAAGCACCUACAGAGGAGUUAUCUGUGCCAUCAGAAAGGAAAGGAAACAAAUGAAAGAAACGGAAGAAGAGUACCAAUACAAGCCACAAAAUAUUACCAAUAUAGGCGAAAUGAUAUACCACGAAAAUGAACAAGUGGAGCAAUUUAAUAAAAACUUAAUCGAAGAUGAGGUGAAUGUGUGCCGCUUUUACAACAGCUAUCCGUGGGAUCAGCACGUGGAGGUGUCCAUGAACAAUUCCUUUUUUCUCUCCAAGAGGAAGAUGCUCAAAAUUGAAUGCGCGCGGGACGAAAUAGCUUACGUCUCCUCGGAGAAGGGGAAAGAAAUGGCACCCUUUGCAUUGCGCCAAGUGGUACAAAAAAAGAAGAAGGAAGGACAGCUUCAAUGUGUGCAUUACGCGGGGGGAUGCCUCGUUUGCCUGGCGCGAUAA